Messenger RNA from Oreochromis niloticus (Nile tilapia), 1994 nucleotides. RefSeq names its product cytochrome b5 reductase 4 (gene cyb5r4). Lineage: Eukaryota; Metazoa; Chordata; Actinopteri; Cichliformes; Cichlidae. The transcript has 15 exons. Gene Ontology annotation, molecular function: FAD binding; heme binding; cytochrome-b5 reductase activity, acting on NAD(P)H. Bases 322 to 1878 code for a protein of 518 amino acids. The record is from RefSeq and is a predicted model, not a curated record. Gene Ontology annotation, biological process: superoxide metabolic process. Gene Ontology annotation, cellular component: endoplasmic reticulum; mitochondrion; cytoplasm.
UUAAGCCAGUCGGUAGUUCGCACUUACAUCCUGGAUAAGGAGAACUACUGAAUUUGAUUUUUAAAUAUUUCUUUCAACUCGCAAACAUUAACUUCAGUCGAAAUCUCACUCUUUAGAUUUACCUCUAAAGUACGUUGACCUGUUAGCCUAGCUUAGCCUAGCAACACUACUCGGCUGAGAUGUGUCAUGAGAAGCAGGGAGCUAGCACCGCCGACACCAUGACAGCACUAUGAUAUCUGUGUUUGUGUGUGACUGUGUUAAACUGCCGCUGGUUAAACAGGGUUUGUACGAAAGUGGGGCUGCUUCCGGACCGUUCACAACAUGUUAAACGUCCCGACCCAGUCCUUUCCGGCACCGAGCUCCCAGCAGCGGGUCUCUCCGUCCGGCCAGUCCGGGAGGAACAAGGUGGCACUGAAGCCGGGCCACAGUCUCAUGGACUGGAUUCGGUUUGCCAAGAGUGGAAAAGAUCUUACUGGACUCAGGGGGCGCCUCAUUGAAGUUACUGAGGAAGAACUGCGGAAACACAACAGGAGAGAGGACUGCUGGACCUGUAUACGAGGUAUGGUGUAUAACGUGAGCGCCUACAUGGACUACCACCCUGGUGGAGAAGAGGAGCUGAUGAAGGCAGCAGGAGUAGAUGGAACUGAACUCUUUGACCAGGUCCAUCGCUGGGUCAACUAUGAGUCUAUGCUGAAAGAGUGCCUGGUGGGCAGGAUGAGCACCAAGGCCGCCACAGCUGUUAGAGCAAUCAUCCCUCCCCCACCUGUGACUGGCCUCGCUUCACCGACUUCAGUGGCUCCCCUUCCAGACAAAGACUCUCGCCCUCGGUACGAUUGGUUCCAGACUGAUGGGACUGUUCAUCUGGUUGUUUAUACCAGAAGAAAGAUACCCAGCUCAGGCUGUACCACUGUCGAUCUAAAGGCAGGUGUUCUUCGACUGGAGGUGCUGCUGGGGAAAAUGUCCUACAUGAUUCAUUUACGUCUCUCUGAUGAAGUUGAGGAAAAUGUUGCAGUUCACACUGCUUUCUCCGUGGGAAAGAUCCAGGUUAGCAUACGCAAAGGUACUCACGGAAAAUGGGCGAGCCUCGGUCAACCUCUGGAGUCCCAUAAUACGUUUGUACGCCAAAAGGACCGAGCUCUCUUCUAUCGGGAUUGUGUGUUGGUGUCUAAGACUGAGGUGAACCACAACACUUACCUAUUCAGACUGCAGCUCCCUGCUGGGACUGUCAUGCAUGUGCCAGUCGGGAAACACGUCUAUCUGAAAGCGCUCAUCCAAGACGUGGAGGUAGUGAGGCCGUACACUCCAGUGGAGCAAAUAUUUCCAGCAGCUUCUAAGAACUGGUCACAGGAAUCAGACCUCUACCUCAUGAUCAAAGUCUACCCUGGUGGAGUGUUCACCCCACACCUCAGCAGCCUGAGUGUCGGUGACCGUGUGGCUGUAAGUAGUCCAGAAGGCACCUUCAGUCUCCGCCCUCUUCGUGAUGUUACAAACCUUUACUUAAUAGCUGCAGGCACAGGCUUCACGCCCAUGGCUCGUCUUAUCCGUGCGGCCCUCGAAGACAUCGAAACCAUCGGAAACACAAAGCUGCUCUUUUUUAACCGACGAGAAGAGGACAUUCUUUGGCGCUUUGAACUGGAUGAACUGGCUGCUAAUAACGACAGGUUUCAGGUGGAGCAUGUCCUCUCUGAGCCCAGUGAACGCUGGACCGGCUGGAAGGGUCAGGUGAACGAGCCCAUACUUGCUGAGAUGCUUUCCAAGCCUGAUGGGUCCAAAUCCUACGUGUGUGUCUGUGGCCCUGCAGCCUUUACAGAGCUAACACUCGGGUUGUUGAAGCAUCAGGGCUUCAGUGAGCAGGAGCUCCACGCCUUCCAGGGUUGACAUGAAGGGAACAUUGUGUUUCUAUGCAUCAAGGACUUGAUGAUGCUGAUAUGUUUGAGGUGCUCUGAGGAACAUCAUAUAAAUAAAUAGAAAUAUCACUGGUACUGUUUCAGAUA